AUGGUGAUGUAUGAUGAAGUGCAACAGUUGCACGAUGGACUAAACAAUGGAAUGGUGUUGAGGCUUGUGUUAUGCAAGGCUGAUGAGCUCACCCAGAAAAAUGGCUAUACCAAGAGAAGGUUGAAUCUUGAGAUGGUCAGGAGGUCAAUAGAUCUAGUUCCUGAGCCACGAGUUGAACCUCAUGGAAUGGUUAGGGGACUGAGAGGUCUAGUUCUUGAGCUUGGGGAAGAAACCUCGUAUGGGAUGGCUUUGAGUAUGGCAUGGAACGCAGCAUGUGCAAAUAAUGGAGGUGGUCUGGUUUUAGUACCAGCAAUUGGGAGGUUCUUGGUUUUGCCAUUGUUGCUUCAAGGUCCUUGCAAUGGCUUCAUUCAAUUGCAGAUCGAUGGCGAUCUUUUGGCUUCCCCCGAUAAGGCUUUCGUUUCCGGUUACUAUUGGCUCCAAAUCCAUCAAGUCAACAACUUAGCCAUCCAUGGUCUAGGCCGCUUGGUCGGCCGAGGUCAAACUGCUUGGCCUUACAACACUUGCUCUACAGACGCAUCAUGCACUAGGCUUCCUAUCAAUUUGAUACUCCAAUCAGUCAACAUUGCAAGGAUCAGGAACAUAAAAUCCUUUCAUAGCAAAUCUUUCCAUUUCGCAUUGAAUGGGUGCAACGACGUCUUGUUUGAUAACGUUACAGUGAUUGCACCAUCAGAUAGUCCCAACACGGACGGAAUCCAUAUUUCCAUGUCUACAGGUAUCACCAUUCAAAACUCGUUGAUUGCCACUGGAGAUGAUUGCAUCUCCUUGGGUCCUGGAAGCCAUACCGUUAACAUAACCAAUGUCCAUUGCGGUCCUGGCCAUGGAAUAAGCAUUGGUAGUCUCGGAAGAUAUCCGAAUGAAUCAGAUGUUUCUGGAAUCACAGUGAGAGACACCAAGUUCUAUGGCACAAUGAAUGGUGUCAGGAUCAAAACAUGGUCGUCAUCGUAUCAAAGUGUGCUUAGCAACGUCGCGUUUUUGAAUCUCGAAAUGCAUAAUGUCAAUAAUCCUAUUGUCAUCGACCAAAACUAUUGCCCCCACAAUGCUUGCCAACAAACCAAAGUGAGUGAAUCAAGGGUACAAAUUAAAGAUGUCAAGUAUGAAGAUAUAAGAGGAAGUUCAAGCAUCCAAGCAGCGGCAUUAAGUAGCACAUGGAGUGAAGCUUGUGAAAAUAGUGGAGGUGAUGCGGUUUUAAUACCAACACAAAGGAGGUUCUUAGUUUUUCCUUUGUUGCUUCAAGGUCCAUGCCAUAGCUUCAUUCGUAUACAGCUUAAUGCUGAAUUGUUGGCUCUCGCCGAUAGGCAUUUUUCCACUGAAAACUACUAG
Benincasa hispida (wax gourd) is the source of this 1341-nucleotide messenger RNA. Lineage: Eukaryota; Viridiplantae; Streptophyta; Magnoliopsida; Cucurbitales; Cucurbitaceae. The record is from RefSeq and is a predicted model, not a curated record.